Messenger RNA from Thermothielavioides terrestris NRRL 8126, 2244 nucleotides. RefSeq lists its product as uncharacterized. The record is from RefSeq and is a predicted model, not a curated record. Bases 145 to 1656 code for a protein of 503 amino acids. The transcript has a single exon. NCBI's taxonomy places the organism in Eukaryota, Fungi, Ascomycota, Sordariomycetes, Sordariales, Chaetomiaceae.
CUGCUUUGUGCAACACGAACGCAUCAACACACUGUGUUCGUAGCCACUGCGCGGCGCGACCCUCGCUGACGCUCUCGGCACCGCAGCGCGCCAUGCAUCCGUGGCCACCGGUCUACAAAAUGUAACCACUUCUACGAGCGAGUGAUGGUUCCUGUUCGGAAACCUGGACGACCCCUCAGCACCUGUCCCUGCCCUCCCGGACGACCAUGCGCCUGCGGCGGCGUACGAGUCGCGAUUCCAAAGAAGCAGAAGUGUGGAUGUGGCGCUGAAGCCGUGGGUGAGCCUGAGGAGCGCAACAAAGGGUACUCUCCGGCUGAGACCCCGACGUCGCCGUCGCGGCCAUCGUUCCGAGUGUCCAAGUCGAAUGGCUCAAGGGCGAGCAGCAGGAAGCAGUCCUUCGACCCCGCCAACCUCGAGAGGAUGGAUCCGAGAUCGAUCAACCUAAUCACGGCGCCGACCAGCAGCGGAAUCGCGAACGGCAUGGAAAUGGCGGGUGGUGCAAACUUCCAAGCCCCCCACACGGAUUUCGCCGCUUUCAGCCCUGGCCUAGGAGCCAUCCCGGCUGGAUCCGGCGGCACUUAUGGGCCUCCGCAGAACCCCAGCUACCGGCCGCCGUUACCGUACAAUCUGGGGUUUCAGUACUCCCCGCCGAACCAGCUUCCGCAUGGACUUAAGAUGGAGGAUGGCGGUUUGUUCUCGGCUUCGAAUGGGAGCUUCGGUGCGGCGAUGCCGCCGCCGCCUUUCAUCAAUGGUAAUCAUACAUCGACGGCUAUCGGCAACCAACAACAGCCGGCAGUACCGAAUCAGGCGACGCUGCGACAGACCAACGGUGCCGCGCAAGGGGGCUCGUGUUGUUGUGGCAGCAAAACGCAAGAAGGACCUUCGGUUCCAGCUCCGAAUAAGGUCUCGGUAUCCACGCAGGGAUACGGGCAGUCAUACCUGCCGCAGCUAUCUGGAGAAAGUAAUAGCAAUGGUAGCAGCAACGGAAACGGCGGCGGCGGUAGCAGCUGCUGUAGCAGCAAAGCACAGGAACCGCUGCCGAACACCAGCAACAACCUGCCAACUUCCCAACAAGGAUUUGGUCAAACGUUUCUACCACCGUUCCAAUUUCCAACCGUGUUCACAUACCCCGGCGACUACGGUUCUUGGCAGCACCCGAUCGACCCUGUGAUAUGGCAGCAGGUGGCAUCACAGACCGGCAUGCCGCCGAACCCGGCGAUUGCCCCCGCGGCCAAUGAGGACACGGCCGGCAACGCCGGCACAAGCCACGAGUGCGGAUGCGGCGAAGGAUGCCAAUGCGUCGGCUGUCUGGCCCACCCGUUCAACGCCCAGAUGUUCCAGUACGUUAACAACGCCUACAGCGACAGCAACGGCAGCAGCCCCAGAUCCGUGGACGCGAAUGGGGCCGGGCAACAACAGGCGCCGUCUGCGGCGGGAGCGGCGGGCGGACAGGACUCGCCCGUGGAAGCGCCCACGCCGGCGGCCAGCGAAGGGUCGCCUCGCGGCGAGGAGCAGUCGCUGUCCACGAUGGACUACUUCUUUGUCAACCUGCCUAUUUCAGGUCUCUGCGGGGGCAGUAUGGAGUCGUGCCUGUGCGGCGACAGCUGUGACUGUCCUGGAUGUCUGGUUCACAACGUACCUGUCCGCCAGGGGUAGGCGGGUACUUUCUGGCGUCUGCGCGGGCGCGCGCGCGUGUUUGUCGAUGAUAAUGGAGUAGAAGGGCGCAUUGCGAAGACGAUACAUUUCUUACGGAUUCCAGGUGCGGGUGAAGGAAAGGGUAUGGCCGGAUGGAGGUGUGCUAUCAUCAGAAGUCUGAUGGGUUGCAAAAGAUUAUGGCUACUAUUCCUUGGGCGGCUGCUUGUCGAACCUCAGAUGCGCAUUUGAGCAUGAGAUACCCAUGGAUUGCAAUGGAUUGCAUGGCGAUGGUUAGCGUUAUUGCCCUUCACAGGGCAGUGUUGCCGGGCUUGCUGGGGCGGCGACGUGUGUUUGGCAGCAAAGUCUACAGAAUAGCCCUUUAAGAUUAACCAAGCUCCAUGAUUGACGAGAGUCUGCUCGAGUGGCUGCUGAUAUUGAGGUUGUGCGCGAUCGCCAGGCACUUCUUUGUGAAGGACUUGGCAUGUUGGUGGUUCAGGUGUGGGAGCCUCGGCGUCCUCGGCGUCCUCGGCAUGCCUGAAACGGAGGCGGAACGGAGGCUAAAACGGACGCAUUCCUUGUCGUUUCGCGCUAACAGCGCACGGUGCUUGG